UUCGACCUCUGGGAGGAGGCGCUGUGGACUCGUGGACCCGCCCCGCUCCCGCGAGCCACCGAAAAACGCCGCGAAGCAAUCAGCGAAAGCAGAGCAGAGACCAAAAAGCGAAACUAAGCGGAGGAGUAGCAGGAAUCUUCUUCCUCCCCAGAGUCCAAAUCCCCCACCAACUACUACCAGGUACCAACACACACAGAUCAGGAGGAAGAAGCAAGCAGCAAAGCGCCCCGCGGCCGCUCCCGCGAAGAGCACUCCUUCGUUCUCUGUUCCCGUCGAUGGCGGCGGCGGCGUCGCACGUGUCCACGGCGCGGCGGCCGGUGCAGCGGCUCCGCCUCGUCACCGCGGAGCGCGCCAAUGGAGUCGCCGCGGCGGCGGCGGUGGGGAUGUCGAGGAGGGAGGCGCGGGCGGUGGUGGCGCUGCCGCUGCGGGCGCGCGCGCGGCGGAUCGAGGCGGCUGCGGCUGGCGCCGGGGGGAUGAGGAUGAGGAGAAGCGGGAGAGGGGAGAAGGCGGCGGCGGCGUGCGCGGCGGCGGGGCAGGUGGCGGCGGGAGGCGCCGGGACGGGGAGCAGGAGCGUCGGGAUGGAGGUGGCCCUGGCCACGGCGGCGGUCGUCGUCAUGGGCACCGGGAACCGCGUCCUCUACAAGCUCGCCCUCGUGCCGCUCCGCCAGUACCCCUUCUUCCUCGCCCAGUUCGCCACGUUCGGCUAUGUGGUUGUCUAUUUCUCAGUCCUGUUUCUUCGUUAUCAAGCUGGUGCUAUUACCGAUGAGAUGCUUUCUCUACCACAGAAACCAUUCAUUCUCGUGGGCCUCUUAGAGGCUCUAGCAGCAGCAGCAGGGAUGGCUGCUGGAGCUGUUCUUUCUGGGGCAUCAAUACCGAUAUUGUCACAGACCUAUCUUGUAUGGCAGCUUCUUUUGUCUGCUAUUUUUCUAAAGAGACGCUAUCGAGUUAAUGAGAUAACAGGAUGUUUUCUGGUGACAGUUGGUGUGGUAAUAACCGUAGCGAGUGGAUCUGGUGCUGGUGCUUCAUUACAAAGUACUGGAAUUUUGUGGCCACUACUAAUGAUAAUAUCAUUCUUUCUCCAAGCUGCUGAUACAGUAUUGAAGGAGAUAAUAUUUAUUGAUGCUGCCAAGAAUUUGAAGGGUGGCUCGGUUGACCUUUUUGUCGUCAACUCAUAUGGCUCUGCUUAUCAAGCUCUUUUUAUGUUCCUCUUGCUACCAAUCUUGUCGAAGUUAUGGGGUAUUCCUUUCCAUCUACUACCAACAUACAUCAGAGAUGGUGCUGCUUGCUUUCUAAAUAUGGGAUCUUUAUCUUCUGGCUGUGAAGGGGCUCCACUGCUACCACUACUAUUUGUGUUGGUUAAUAUGGGAUUCAAUAUAUCUUUGCUACACCUACUGAAGAUUUCUUCGGCUGUUGUAUCUUGUCUAGCCUCUACAUUCUCAGUUCCACUCUCCAUCUACGCGUUCACCCUGCCGCUGCCGUACAUCGGUGUCGCGUCAUCCCUCCCUCCCGGCUUUGUUGCAGGUGCAGCAGUUCUCAUCGCCGGCUUAUUGCUCUACUGCCUCCCGCAGGCACAAAAUUCUGGCAACAGGAAUGACUAGCUAACAAUUCAUCUCUUCCCCCCCUUGUACCUAACCAUGGUUCUUCUUCGUCUGGGCCUGGGAAGGCAGAGCAGAAGUUCUCCUGACAGCCGCCCGACUGUUGUAGUCUGUUGUAUGGAUAGGUCAUAAUCAUAUAGGGUUAUCAAUAUAACUUAUCAUCAUAUAUAUCCAAUAAAAGCAAGGGAAGUGCAGCAUGGGUAUAAGAA
Molecule: messenger RNA, 1804 nt
Organism: Brachypodium distachyon (stiff brome)
Lineage: Eukaryota; Viridiplantae; Streptophyta; Magnoliopsida; Poales; Poaceae
Product: protein CLT1, chloroplastic
Exons: 10
Coding region: 276-1598 (440 amino acids)
Source: RefSeq, a predicted model, not a curated record